AUGCCUGAUGAGCUGCGCCCGUGUCCCAUAGGAACGCCGGAGUACAGCCCACCAGAGUGGAUCCUCUUUGGCUGCUACCAUGGCCAGCCAGCCACCAUCUGGUCCUUGGGCAUCCUGCUCUAUGAGCUGGUCUGCGGGCACCUUCCUUUCCACACCAAUGAGGACAUCAUCCGGGGCCAGCUUUGCUUCCCCGCCCGAGUGUCUCAAGAGUGCCAGCACCUCAUCAGGUGGUGUUUAUGCAUGGACCCCACAGACAGACCAUCACUGGAGGACGUUUUUGAGCAUUCUUGGCUGCAGGAGCCCUGUCUGGCCCAGGAGACAGCAGAGAUGCAUCCCUGUGCACAGUAGGAUCCAGGAGCCCAGCAAGUAUCAGCAGCACGCGUCCCGUGGCGCUGGAAGAAAAGCCCGGAGCGUUUCCCUGCAGCUGCGGCGCGGAGGAGAGAGCACAGCCGAGGAGAUGCUUCCGCUGGUCCCCGGCGAGCUGUGGAGGGAACAGCUCUGAGCUCCCCAUCGUAUUGGAGAAGUGGUGGCAGUGCAGUGAAGGUGCCAUGGACUGGGACAGGGGAAACAUUCCCCUGCAUCUCAAUGGCAUUCUGGUGUCACCACAAGCCGAGGCACAGCCGGUGUGUUCUUCUGGAGGAUGACGUGGAGCUGGGAACACCAUCCUGGAGCUGGCUACUGGCAGGGCAGAGCCAAUGGGCUUUGGCUGCGGCCCCUACCUGGAGGACACGCUCUGCGCCCCGAUGAAAUCAAGAUGAGUCCCCAGCCGGCACAGGGGUGGGGGGAUGCUGGUGCUUCCAGGCAGGGCAGGGCUCGGCCUGGCCACGUGCCAGAGGUUCCCUGCUUGGCGGCGCUGGGGAAUAUUAAUUUUUCUGCCAGCCCCUGAGCUGCUUUUUGGCGGGACAGGGGACGGAUGUUGUGGAAGGGGAGCCGGCUGUUGGCCUUGCUGACAGCUUCUGCCAGCCAGCCUGGCAGGUGGUGAGGCGGGGGCAGCCAGCCUGACAAAAGCAUCCAUCCAUGUGGA
This is a messenger RNA of Haemorhous mexicanus (house finch), 1024 nucleotides long. RefSeq names its product serine/threonine-protein kinase pim-1-like. The record is from RefSeq and is a predicted model, not a curated record. Bases 1 to 348 code for a protein of 115 amino acids. The transcript is spliced from 2 exons. Gene Ontology annotation, cellular component: cytoplasm. Gene Ontology annotation, molecular function: protein serine/threonine kinase activity; ATP binding. Lineage: Eukaryota; Metazoa; Chordata; Aves; Passeriformes; Fringillidae. Gene Ontology annotation, biological process: protein autophosphorylation.